Gastrolobium bilobum is the source of this 2831-nucleotide messenger RNA. Its product is annotated as scarecrow-like protein 14. Gene Ontology annotation, cellular component: nucleus. Lineage: Eukaryota; Viridiplantae; Streptophyta; Magnoliopsida; Fabales; Fabaceae. The record is from RefSeq and is a predicted model, not a curated record. Gene Ontology annotation, biological process: regulation of DNA-templated transcription. Gene Ontology annotation, molecular function: DNA-binding transcription factor activity; sequence-specific DNA binding. Bases 380 to 2473 code for a protein of 697 amino acids. The transcript has a single exon.
UCCUCACUCUUUAGUUCGAUGUUAUAAUUCUUCGAGGUACUCUGCCUCAAAACUUCAACUAGGUUCUAUCUAUCAGAGAGUCUGUUUGUUUCUUCCCUAUUCAUUUUGAUUGAUUCAUUUCUUGUUCAUUAAAAUCUGGAAUUCAUAUUAUUCAAAAGGAGUAGGGGGGUCUGUGUUGUUUAGGUUUCUGAAAUUUGUUCCGUGUUUUUUUUUUUACUGUUUGUUUGUUGAUCUCACUUUGUUCAACAUAUUAUUAGUUUUACUACUUGAUCUGUUCAUGUUCUGUCUUUGGAACCGCUGAGUGAUCAAAGUUUCAGCCUAGUAAAAGAUUUUUGCUCCUCGGGAAAAAAAUCUCCGUCUAGAUCUCAGUAAAAACAACAUGCUUUCUACAGAUUCCCUUCUGGAAAAUUUUCCUGGUUCCGUGAACCGAUGUAUAUUUGAAAACGGUCCUAUCUCGGUAUGUUUGAAUCAAAACCCAGGAACUGGUUUAAAGUUGGAAGAUUCAUCAUCAUCUCCUUCAAACCAUUCAGAAUCCCCUAGUGAUUCUGAUCCUUCUUAUGUUACAAGCUCAAAUGGAGAAUCUGCAGAGAGUACUAAACAUUCCAAUCCCAUUCUGAGAUACAUAAGCGACAUCCUCAUGGAUGAAGAAGAUGACCUAGAGCGCAAACCCUGCAUGUUGCAGGAUUGUUUGAGACUCCAAGCUGCUGAAAAACAAUUCUAUGACGUGCUGGGUCGUAGCUAUCCUUCGUCACCCCGCCAACUCCAUGGUUGUUACCCUGAUGAUAACCCUGACCCAGGUGAUAAUUUUGGUAGAUCUACUAGUUCUGAUAGCAAUAGCAGUUACACCACUGAUAAUUCCUAUGAGUCUGAUAAUAGGGUUAACAGUGGUGGUGAUUUUGAGUCUUCUUUCCUGCAAAGGUCUUUAGUUGAUUCCCCAGAAAACACCUAUGAUAUUGGUCCUGCUCCAUUUAGAGAGACACUAGCUGGUCUUCAUUUUUCAAAUUUAAAUGGAGCCUGGAAUAUCAUUCAUUCAGAGAGCAAGCCAUGGAUGAUUGAAGAGAGUGUGAUGCAGGGUUCCACAGCAGCCGGAGGACCAAGGGAAAAGAGAAGCCAUCAUAUGGAUGAUAUCUCACAUGAAGAAGUGGAGAGAGGAACCAAGCUUUCAGCUGUAUACUCUGAUGAUUCAGAGCCAUCAGAAAUGUUCGAUGAGGUACUGCUUUGUCGUGAUGGUAAAAGUCCAUCCAUUUUUGAGAAUGGUCGCGAAUCAUCACACGUUGCUGACUCAGGAGGGUCUAAUGGAAAGACAACACGUUCAAAGAAAGGUUCCAACAAGGGAACAAGUACAAGUACAAUGGUAGAUUUAUGGACUAUGCUAACUCAAUGUGCACAGGCAGUGGCUAGCUAUGACCAAAGGAAUGCAAGUGAAAUACUGAAGCAGAUUAGGCAGCACUCUUCACCUUUUGGUGAUGGACUUCAGCGUUUGUCUCAUUACUUUGCUGAUGGCCUUGAGACACGAUUAGCUGCUGGAACACCAAAGUAUAUGCUCUUGUCUGCAUCUGCUGCAGAUAUGUUAAAAGCUUACAAAGUAUACAUCACAGCAUGUCCAUUUGUCAGGAUGUCAAAUUUCUUGGCUAAUAGAACUAUUUUGAAGCUAGUAGAAAAUGAAAGCAGUCUUCACAUUAUUGAUUUUGGGAUUUCCUAUGGUUUCCAGUGGCCUUGCCUUAUUCAGCGUCUUUCAGAAAGGCCAGGUGGGCCUCCAAGGCUUCGUAUUACAGGAAUUGAUCUUCCUCAAUCAGGGUUUAGGCCUGCAGAAAGGGUUGGGGAGACAGGGAGGCACCUUGAAAAGUACUGCAAGAGGUUCCAAGUCCCAUUUGAGUACAAUUGCCUUGCACAGAAAUGGGAAACUAUAAAAGUUGAGGACCUCAAGAUUGAUAGAAAUGAAGUAACUGUGGUUAACUGUUUGCACAGAUUGAAGAACCUAUCUGAUGAAACUGUGACUGUGGACAGUCCAAGAGAUGCUGUGUUAAGGUUGAUCAGGAGGAUAAAUCCAAACAUCUUCAUACAUGGGGUUGUCAAUGGCACUUAUAAUGCACCAUUUUUCCUGACUCGUUUCAGGGAGGCACUCUUCCAUUUUUCAGCAUUGUUUGAUAUGUUUGAGGCUAAUACACUUCCUGAAGAUCCAUAUAGGCUGAUGUUUGAGAAAGGGAUAUUUGGAAGGGAUGCUGUGAAUGUCAUAGCUUGUGAGGGGCCACAGAGAGUUGAAAGGCCAGAGACCUAUAAGCAGUGGCAGGUUAGGAACAAGAGAGCAGGGUUCAAGCAACUUCCACUGGCUCCACAACUCUUGAAUAGUAUGAAAGAAAAGAUUAAGAAGGAACAUCAUAAAGAUUUUGUAGUCGAUGAGGAUGGCAAGUGGGUUUUACAAGGAUGGAAAGGCCGUAUUCUUCAUGCUCUUUCUUCUUGGGUUCCUGCUUAAAAAAUGACCACCAAAUGAAUCCUAACCUACUCUUCCCCUUGGACAAUAAAAAAAAAAAGGUUCCUUUACAGCAGCUUAGGGUGUAUCUAUUCUUGAAAUUUAGUGAGUUAAGAUAAUAUACUUUAAAUUCUAGAAAUAUUUGUAGUGUGAUAUUUUUCUUUUUCUUUCUCCAUCUGAGUUUAUAUUUUAGAUAUUGAUGUUAAAUUUGCUUCCUAGCUUGUAUAACAUGACAGCUGCAUCUGGCUAAGAGUAGAAGCCGAUUGGAUAAGGAUAUCUAAUUAAUAUCUCCAUUCAUUUACUCAUUUUCCAGAGAUAUGUAUAGAUGUAAAAUAGAAUGAUGUUAGCAGUUAAAUAUAUA